This is a messenger RNA of Leucoraja erinaceus (little skate), 7183 nucleotides long. Its product is annotated as stathmin-4-like. Gene Ontology annotation, cellular component: cytoplasm; neuron projection. Gene Ontology annotation, molecular function: tubulin binding. The record is from RefSeq and is a predicted model, not a curated record. Bases 271 to 837 code for a protein of 188 amino acids. Lineage: Eukaryota; Metazoa; Chordata; Chondrichthyes; Rajiformes; Rajidae. Gene Ontology annotation, biological process: neuron projection development; microtubule depolymerization; regulation of microtubule polymerization or depolymerization. The transcript is spliced from 6 exons.
AGGUGCGGGCAAGAAGUACUCGGUCUCAGGGGGUUAACUCCAUCAGGUCCAGGCUUUGAUGCCGACCGCCUAUCGGAGCUGACUGUGGCUUGCUCCAAUCAGGCAAUGGGGCUAUGAUGUAAUGAGCCGGAGACUGGGAACUGGUCCGGAGACAAGGAGCUGGUCCAGACACAUCACUCUCUGCUUCUUUGGAGGCCGGCAGCUGCGGUUGUCGUGUGAACCCCAUCCUCCGCUGUUCUCCGCUGUGGUUUGAGUUCCAUUUCGGUCACCAUGUCGCUGUCUGCCUACAAGAAGAAGAUGAAGGAACUGCCCCUUUUCAACCUACUCUGCUCCUGCUUCAACCCUGAACCACACAGUAGAACUCUCUACAAGUUUGACGAUCCAGCUGACCAGAACUGGUGCUUUAUCUCUGACAUGGAGGUGAAGGAGCUGAACAAGCGAUCAUCUGGUCUGUCCUUCGAGGUCAUCCUGAAGCCGCCAUCCUUUGACGGGGUUCCAGAAUUUCACACGGCACUCCCAAAAAAACGGGACCCGUCCCUGGAGGAGAUCCAGAAAAAACUGGAGGCAGCUGAGGAAAGGAGGAAGUGUCAGGAGGCGGAGCUGCUGAAGCAUCUGGCUGAGAAAAGGGAACACGAGCGGGAGGUGAUCCAGAAGGCCAUUGAGGAAAACAACAACUUCAUCAGGAUGGCCAAGGAGAAGCUGGAGCAGAAGAACGAGAUCCAGAAGGAGAACAGAGAGGCCCACCUGGCGGCCAUGUUGGAGCGGCUCCAGGAGAAGGACAGGCGUUCAGAGGAGGUCCGAAAAAAUAAACGUCUUAGAGCCAACGCAGAGCGAUAGAGGACUCUGGAUUCGGGGUGACUCCAGUCUAAGCUUCUCAUCGAGCGUUUAUUUGUAAAUAUUUAUUCUGAACAAUGUAGGCAGCCAGUUAGAGGGGGGAAAGACAGUGAUUCUCAGCUCGGGGGCAUGUAAACAAAUGCAAAAUCAAUUCCUCAUGCACCGUUCAGCUUGUUGCUUGGUCGUGGCCUGUUCUGGUCCAGCCCGGGUCAGGUUCAAUCCAGUCCUGGCCCAGUCCGGUCCAGUAUUGGCCCUGCUCCGGUCCAGUGCGGGCCUGGUAUGACCUAGUCUGUCCUGUUUUGUCUCCCUCUGGCCUGGCCUGGCCUGGCCUGUCUGGUCCAGCAUGCCCUGAUCUCUUAUCUGUGAUCAUCGCUGCAGUAAGGAUUGAAACCCUUUUUUUUACAUUCAUUCCUACAACGUUUCCCCAUUUUAAAUGGAAUUCCAAGCUAUGGAAAGCACAAACCUGCCCCACAUUCAGUGCUGUGUGUGUAGAGGGGUUGUCCCUGUCUGAGGUGUCUCAGCACCCUCUCUUCUCACGUACGACCAUCUCCCACCACCCUCAUCAGCUUUGAUUUAACCCUUUGCUCUCAAGUUGGUAAUAGUUUAAAGGCAAAACCUCUGUCCCACACUCUCCUCCAUGGACUGAAUAAGCAGUCCUUCACUCUGCACCAGUCUCAGUCCCAGUCCCACAGCAUCCCCUCCUGAGUUUCCCCAAGUCCAGACCGCUCUUUCCGAAGCAGAAUACACAGUCAGGAAACCUGAAACAGAUCAGUAACACUCCUGGAAAGUUAGACACAAAGUGCUGGAGAAACUCAGCGGGUCAGGCAGCAUCUCUGGAGAAAAAGAAUGGCUGACAUUUCAGGUCCUUUCUACACUCCUGGCGUGUCCCCUGCUUCUCUCUCUGCAGUCGCUGCUCGGUUUGCUGAGUACGACACCCAUUCCUUCUAACCAGAGAUGCUGCAUAUCCCGCUGAGUUACUCCAGCAUUUUGUAUCUAUCCACUUUUUACCCUCCUGAUUUCCUUAAGUAUACUACUGCCUCCCCUUCUGGUGCUAGGGACAAAUGUUCCCCAGAGAAUGAUUCUUUAUUGGUUUCUAGGUAUCACAAAACAUCAAAAAACCAAAAGUGUUUAUUUGUUAUAUGCACCCGAUAUAGACAAUAGGUGCAGAGGUUGGUCAUUCUGCACUUCGAGCCUGCACCGCCAUUCAAUGUGAUCUUGGCUGAUCAUCCACAAUCAGCAUCCCGUUCCUGCCUUCUCCUCAUAUCCCCUGACUCCGCUGUCUUUAAGAGCUCUAUCUAACUCUCUCUUGAAAGCAUCCAGAGAACCAGCAUCUACCGCCUUCUGAGGCAGAGAAUUCCAUAGACUCACAACUCUUUGUGUGAAAAACGUUUUCCUCAUCUCCGUUCUAAAUGACUUACCCCUCAUUCUUAAAAUUGUGGUCCCUGGUUCUAGACUCCCCCAAUAUUGGGAACACGUUUCCUGCCUCCAGCGUGUCCAAACCCUUAACAAUCUUAUAUGUUUCAAUGAUAUUCUCUCAUCCUUCUAAAUUCCAGAGUAUACAAGCCCAGCAGCUCCAUUCUAUCAACAUAUGACAAUCGUGGCAUCCCAGGAAAUAACCUGGUGAACCUAUGCUGCACUCCCUCAAUAGCAAGAAUGUUUUUCCUUGAAUUUGGAGACCAAAACUGCACACAAUGUUCCAGGUGUGGUCUCACUAGGGCCCUGUACAACUACAAAUGACCUCUUUGCUUCUAUACUCAACUCCUCCUGUUAUGAAGGCCAACAUGCCAUUCGCUUUGUUCACUGCCUGCCGUACCUGCAUGCUUACUUUCAGUGACUGAUGAACAAAGACCCUCAGAUCCUGUUGUACUUCCCCUUUUUCCAACUUUUUUUUUCUUCUUUUUUUUAUGUCUGCUAUUAUUUAUUUUGAAAGUUAAGAUUUGGGUUUUUCCAACUUGACACCAUUUAGAUAAUAAUCUGCCUUCCUGUUUUUGCUACCAAAGGCGAGAACCUCACAUUAAACUGCAACUGCCAUGCAUCUGCCCAUUCACCCAACCUGCCCAAGUCACCCUGUAUUUUCAUAGCAUUCUCCUCACAGUUCACACUGCCACCAAGCUUUGUGUAAUCUGCAAAUUUGCUAAUGUUACUCUGAAUCUCUUCAUCUAAAUCAUUGAUGUAUAUUGUAAAUAGCUGUGGUCCCAGCACCGAGCCUUACGGUACCCCACUAGUCACCGCCUGCCAUUCUGAAAGAGACCCGUGAAUCCAGCUCUUUGUUUUCUGUCUGCAAACCAAUUUUUUAUCCAUGUCAGCACCCUACCCCCAAUACCGUGUGCUUUAAUUUUGCCCACUAAUCUCCUACAUGGGACCUUAUCAAAUGCUUUCUGAAAGUCCAGGUAAAUUACAUCCAAUGACGCUCCCUUGUCCAUUUUCCGACUUACGUCCUAAAAAAAUUCCAGAAAAUUAGUCAAGCAUGAUUUCCCCUUCGUAAAUCCAUGCUGACUCGGAUCACUCCUGUUACUGCUAUCCAAAUGUGUUGCUAUUCAUCUUUUAUAAUUGACUCCAGCAUCUUCAGCCACCACCAAUGCCAGGCUAACUGGUCUAUAAUUCCCUGUUUUCUGUUUCCCGCCUUUCUUAAAACAUUAGCUACCCUCCAAUCCUCCAGUACCCUGGGAUGCAGACCAUCAGGCCGUGGGGAUUUAUCAGCCUUCAGUCGCAUCAGUUGACCCAACACCAUUUCCUGCCUAAUGUGGAUUUCCUUCAGUUCCUCCAUCACUCUAGAUCCUCUGGCCACAAGUACAUCUGGGAGAUUGUUUGUGUCGCCCUUAUUGAAGACGGAACCAAAGUACCUGUUCAACUCGUUUCCUUGUUCCCCAAAAUAAAUUCACCUUUUUCAGUCUUCGAGGGUGCAACUUUGGUCUUAACUAAUUUUAUCUCUUCACAUACCUAAAGAAGCUUUUACUAUCCUCCUUUAUAUUCUUGGUUGGCUUACCUUUGUACCUCAUCUUUUCUCCCCGUAUUGCCUUUUUAGUUAUUUCUGUUAUUCUUUAAAGGUUACCCAAUCCUCUGGCUUCCCGCUGUUCUUUGCUAUGUUAUACUUCUUCUCUUUUUUUUAUACUGUCCCUGACUUCCCUUGUCAGCCACAGUCGCCUCUUACACCCUUGGAAUCUUUCUUCCUCUUUGGAAUGAACUGAUCCUGCACCUUCUAUAUAAUUCCCAGAAAUAUCUGCCAUUGUUGUUCCACUGUCAUCCUUGCAGGGGUAUCUUUCCAGUCAACUUUGGCCAGCUCCUCCCUCAUGGCUCCAUAGCCCCCUUUGUUCAACUGUAAUACUGACACCUCCGAUUUACCCUUCUCCCUCUCAAAUUGUAGAUUAAAACAUAUCAUAUUAUGGUCACUGCCGCCUAAUGGCUAUCUCAAGUUCCCUAUCAAAUCCGGUUCAUUACAUAACAAUAAAUCCAGGAUUGCCUUCCUCCUGGUAGGCUCCAGUACAAGCUGCUCUAAGAAUCCAUCACGGAGGCACUGUACAAACUCCCUUUCUUGGGUCCAGUACCAACCUGAUUUCCCCCAUCUACCUGCAUGUUGAAAUCUCCCAUAACAACCGUAGCAUUAUCUUUAAUGACAUGUCAAUUUUAACUUUUGAUUCAACGCACCCUAUAUCCAGGCUACUGUUUGGGAGCCUGUAGAUAAGUCCCAUUAGGGUCUUUUUACCCUUACAAUUCCUCAGUUCUAUCCAUACUGACUCCACAUCUCCUGAUUCUAUGUCACCCCUCACAAGGGACUGAAUUUCUUCAUCACCAACAGAGCUACCCCAUCCCCUCUGCCCACCUGCCUGUCUUUUCGAUAGGACGUAUAUACCCUUGAAUAUUCAUUUUCCAGCCCUGGUCCUCUUGCAGCCAUGUCUCUGUAAUUCCCACAACAUCAUACUUGCCAAUUUCUAACUGAGCCUCAAGCUCAUCCACUUUAUUUCUUAUACUUCACGCAUUCAUAUACAUCACUUUGGCUUCAGUAUUCACCUCCUCUCUCACACCGGCCACCAUUGGCCCUGACCUUACUCUCUUAUCCCUUCUCGAACUUUCUUUCCCAUUCAUUCAGGAUGCUUUUGUAACUUUUCCUGUGCUCACUUCCCCUUUAACUCCAUCUUUAUACUCCCAAUUUGUCAAUCCCACCACCUCACUUUUUAGUUUAAACCCACACGUGUAGCACUAGCAAACCUGCCUGCCAGAACGUUGGUCCCCCUCCAGUUAAGGUGUAACCCGUCCCUUUUGUACCAGACAAAUGAACCAGAACAAUGAAGUUCUUACUACUACAGCUUUACAGGCAUAUUAGAUGCAAUUACAACAAUAUAUAUACAAUACAUUAUUAUUUAUUCGAAGUAAUCCAGGCUUUGAGAGUAUGAAAACCAAACCAUGUAGAAUAAUCAUAGAAGUGCAAAGUCCAUAGAGGCUGGGUGCUGAGGUAGGGGGAGGGGGGGGGGGGGGGUAGUUCAAGACCUUGAUUGAUGGGAAGGAGCUGUUCCUGAACCUGGAUGUCAUGGGAUCUUGGGCUCCUGUAUCUUCUUCCGUAUGGUGGCACUGAGAGCGUGGCCAGGGUGAUGUUGGUCUUUGAUAUUAGCUGCCUUCUUGAGGCAGUGCUUCCUGUAAAUCCCUUCGAUGGUGAAGUGGUCAGUACACAUGGUGGACCAGACAAUAUCCACCAUCCGCUGCAGUCUCCUUCGUUCUUGAGCAUGCAAAUUUCUGAAUCGUGACGUGAUGCAACCAGUCAGUAUGCUGUCCACUGUACACUUGUUGAAGAUCGCUAGAGUAUUCACUGACAAGAUGAAGCUCUGACAAAGUAGGACAUUGGUGAGCUUUCUUUGUGAUUUAUAUCGAUGUGCUGGACCCGGGACAUAUUAUCAGAGAGAUGCAUCAGAAGCUGUUAACACACCUCACCGUCAUCCCGCAAAUGAAGACAGGUUCACGGACCCUUGGCUUUCCCUUCCUGAAGUCAAUCGGUUGCUUGCCUUGCUAACAUUGAGAGCAAAGCGUUCUGGCACCACUCGAGUAGAUUAUCGAUCUCCCUCCUGUACUCUGACUCAUCGUUACCUGGUAUUUGUCUUGUGACUGUGUCGUCAGUUGAUUUAAAUGUAGCAUGGGAAUUGUGCCUGGCUAUACAUUCGUGGGUUUAGAGAGAUUAGAGCAGGGGGCUGAGCACGCAGUCCUGAGGUGCCCCAGUGCUAAUGGUCAGUGAGCUGGAGUUUCAUUGCCAAUCGAUACUGAAUGUGAAGUUGCAUUGGGACGAGCAGAGGCCCAGUUCUCUGAAAUUGAUGAUGGAGCUGGCCAAGAUGAUGGUGUUGAACGCCAAACUGUCGUCAAUGAACAACUGCUUGAUGGACCCGUUGCUGUUGUCCAAGUGAUCAGGAGCAGAGUGCAGAGCCAGCAAUAUUGAUACCACUGCCGGCCUGUUGUGGAGGGAGGCGCGUUGAAUGGGUCCAGGCCACUAAUGAGGAGGAGUUGAUCCCAUCGUAACCAACCUCUCGAAGUACUUCAUCACAACGGCCGUGUGCGUCAGUGAUUGCUAGUCGUUGAGGCAUGCCAUCUUGCUCUUAGACACCGCUUUGAUGGAUAGACUUUUAAAAUAGGUUGUGACCAUGGACCAUCGUAUUGUGAUGUUGAAGAUAUACAGUACGUGAAACCUCCGGCCAGUUGGUCCGCACUGGUCCAUACUCGGCACACAUUUGGGACAAUUGAACUUUUGGGUUUUUGGGGGUUGUCAAUGUUUUACUUGCCAUGUGACACGCACUUACACAUAAAUAUACACAAUUACCAGCUACUCUUGAGAGAAGCGCUUCAAAGGUACACCACUCCGUCAAUAUUGCUCCUGCGUAGCACUGCAUUCCUUCAGUAAUGCCCCUCUCACAGAACGGCACUCCCUCACUGCCCUUCUGAUGGCAUUCCCUCAGUACUGCUCCUCCCACAUUGUUGCUCUCCCUCAAUACUGCUCCUCCGACAGUGCGACACUCCCUCAAUGCCCCUCUGACGGUGUGGCACUCCCUCUACUGCCUCUCCUUCAGUACCGUCCCUCCCACAGAGCAGCACUCACUCACUACUGCCUUCCCCAACAGUGGGCACCCUCACCAAUCCUCUGACAGUUCUGCACUACCUUGCUGCCUCUUUGACAGUGUGGCAAUCCCUCUGCACUGCCCCUUCCUCAGUGCAGCACUCCCUCGGUACUGCGCCUCUGGCAUACAGCACUGUUUGUAAAGCGGAUUUACAAACCAGCGAUCAGUGUGUUCAUGUAAGUGCUCACUCUCUCUCCAUCUCAUGCCUGUGCAAAUCUGUUGAUUCAUCUCAAUAAAAGUAUUGUCUGGUGACCUGA